CUCACUCACUAACUUACAUCCCUUUCUUCUUCAUCUUCUUCUCUCAGCUUUAUUUUGUUUUGUUUGUUUGUUUGGUUGUCGAGAAAAUUUGUUAAUCAGAAGAGAAAAAAAAAAUGCAUUACCAACAGAGUUCGGAAUCGUGGGGGUACUAUGUGCCAACGGUGAGGUGCAUGGGAAGUGACCCAUUGGAGAGGGUUGUGAGGUUGGCAUCGGAGAGUGCGGUGGUGAUAUUCAGUGUGAGUAGCUGUUGCAUGUGUCAUGCCGUGAAGCGGUUGUUCUGCGGGAUGGGAGUGAAUCCGACGGUGUACGAGCUCGAUCAGGACCCCAGAGGGAAAGAGAUUGAGAGGGCUUUGAUGAGGUUGCUUGGCAACUCGCCUGCUGUUCCUGUUGUUUUCAUUGGUGGGAAGCUUAUUGGUGCUAUGGACCGUGUCAUGGCUUCCCAUAUUAAUGGAACCUUGGUUCCACUUCUCAAGGAGGCUGGUGCUUUAUGGCUCUGAAUUAUCUCAUGAUCCAUAUAUUCUCAUAAAAAAAAAGAAAGAAAAGAAAAACAAAACCUAAAAAAAAUUAAAGAAUGAGUGGGGUUGUUUUCUUGAGCUCCAAUUUUCAUAUACAUUUGGAAUUAAUAUUAUGUUAUGUUUUAGUUUUCCUUUUUUUUUUUUUUUUUUUUUACUUUUCUGGCAAAAAGAAGAGCUAAUGGGCGCGUACUAGGGGUGUAAUUGAUCCUUUUCUUCUGUAUAGAAAUGGAAUGCAAAUUUU
Messenger RNA from Ziziphus jujuba (common jujube), 756 nucleotides. RefSeq names its product glutaredoxin-C1. The record is from RefSeq and is a predicted model, not a curated record. The transcript has a single exon. NCBI's taxonomy places the organism in Eukaryota, Viridiplantae, Streptophyta, Magnoliopsida, Rosales, Rhamnaceae. Bases 114 to 497 code for a protein of 127 amino acids.